ACCUCACCAUUCGGUGUACACAGCUAACCGAUUUUCUUCGCUACUAAUGAUGGCGCUUCCGAACAAGUAUCAAAAUGGCAGCAUUGACUCCUCGGUCAAGGGCGUAUAUCGAGCUUCCCCCAUCAAGCUUAUGAUAUAUGGAAAUGGGACAAGCAAUCAAUUGUCAGAUGUCGUUGCAGAACUCGGAGGAACCAAAGCGUUCAUCAUUACCGGUCGAUCACUGUACGAGAAGACUCCAGUGAUCAAGAACAUCGAGAAGGCACUUGGCGCUGCGCACGGUGGAACUUUCAGCAAGAUUGGACAACAUGCACCAAUUCAAGAUAUCCGGGAAGCCACGGCGUUAAUGUCGAAAUCCGGAUGCGAUGUUCUCAUAGCAAUAGGCGGUGGAUCACCUAUUGACUCUGCUAAGGCUAUUGCAUACAACAUCCACCAAGAAACGGGAAAAUGGGUACCUAGCAUUGCCGUACCGACGACACUGAGCGUAGCUGAGACAACACAAAACGCUGGCUUCACUACAGAAGAGAAGCAUAAAAUCGCCGUCAGCCAUCCAGAGCUCGUACCGAAAGCUGUGGUAUAUGAUGGCAAUCUUGCAAUAUACACGCCACUCACUCUAUGGACAAGCACGGGUAUUCGGUCACUGGACCAUGCAGUCGAGCUAAUGUACCACCCGCUUGCCGCCGAGAUACCAACGAAGCGCAUGUGCUUGGAGGCUAUCAAAGAUCUCUUCGCCUACCUCCCGCAAUCCAAAGACAAUCCAGAUGACGCGGAGGUACGCACGAAACUCUUCCUCGCGUGCUAUUCAUCGCUCUUUCCCUUCCUCUACACUGGCGGCGUGGGUCUUAGCCACAGCAUCGGCCACGCCAUUGGCGCUACAUACAGCAUUCCACACGGCAUCACAAGCUGCCUAAGUCUAGCGCCAACAGUGCAAUUCAAGGCCAGUAACCCGGAAGAAGCAAAGCAAAUCGCCAGGAUCAUCCCAUACAUUGGGAGGCAAAGUUCGGGAAGCGAUGAAAAGGACUCGCUAGUUGUGGCAAAUGCUAUCGCGAGCCUUGUCCAACAGCUUGGACACAAGACCACUUUGACAGCUUAUAAGGUUCCCACUGGCGAUGCUGAACAAGAAGCUAUCGCAUCUCGUGCACUGCAUAGCAAGGAUCACAAGGAUUUCGCCAGUUUCGUCCUAUUACGAUUUAAUUACGUCUUUACGACUCCAACGCCCACGAUACUCACGAUGCAACGGACAUUUCUCUUCGCGGCUCGCCGCAAUGGUCCAGCCAUUCGCUUCUUUUCCAGCACAGCAAUGCGACCAGCGAUAAACAAGAUAGUCGCAUCUGCACAUGAAGCCAUCAAGGAUCUAAAAUCGGACAGCACAGUACUUGUUGGUGGCUUUGGGUUUUCUGGGGUACCGAAUACAUUGAUCAACGCUCUGCGCGACCGAUCAGACCUCACCAACUUCACGGUCGUUAGCAACAAUGCGGGGAUGCCUGGCGUCGGCCUCGGACAGCUGCUUGAAACCAAGCAAAUUGGGACGAUGGUUGCAAGUUACAUCGGAGACAACAAAGUGUUCGAACAGAUGUAUUUGAAGGGGCAGCUGAGCUUGGAAUUGACACCUCAAGGCACAAUUGCGGAGAAGUGCGCUGCUGGUGCGGCUGGUGUACCGGCCUUCUACACACCUGCAGCUUAUGGAACAAUAGUACAAACUGGUGAACUCCCGGUCCGCUACAACACCGACGGAACAAUUGCGAAAAUGGCCCCUCCCAAAGAAACUCGCGAGUUCAACGGCAAAGCUUACGUCCUCGAAGAAGCGAUAUAUGGCGAUUACGCUUUCGUCAAGGUGGCGAAAGCCGACCGUUUGGGCAACUGCCAGUUCCGCAAAGCGCAAAACAACUUCAACGAAGCGAUGGGCAAGAAUGCAAAGAUCACGAUUGUGGAGGCGGACGAGAUUGUGGAGGAUGGACAAAUAGCGCCGGAAGACAUUCAUUUGCAGGGAAUAUAUGUCAAGAAGGUCAUUAAGAGUACCGAGAAGAAGGAGAUUGAGAGGUUGGUGCAUUGGAAGACGCCCGAGGAGCAGAAGAAGGCAUUGCUGGCAGGUGGUUCAACAGAAGCAUCACAGAAGCGAGAGCGCAUCAUCAAGCGAGCCGCGCAGGAGUUGAAGGAUGGCAUGUAUGUCAACCUCGGUAUCGGCAUGCCUCUUGCAGCACCUGCUUUCCUGCCGGAAGGCACCGAAAUCAUUCUAGAGUCUGAGAAUGGUAUUUUGGGCAUGGGCAGAUAUCCCAAGCCUGGUGAAGAAGAUCCGGAUCUUAUCAAUGCCGGCAAAGAGACCGUAACUUUGAUUCAAGGAGCAUCCACAUUCGGCAGCCACGAGAGCUUUGGUAUGAUUCGAUCUGGGCGAAUCGACGUCGCAAUGCUAGGCGCAAUGCAAGUUAACCAAUACGGAGAUCUUGCAAACUUCAUGCUUCCCGGCAAAGUGAAAGGCAUCGGUGGGGCCAUGGAUCUCGUCGCAAACCCCACCCAGACUAAAGUGGUAAUCACUAUGGAGCACGUCGACAAGAAGGGAAACCCGAAGAUCCUGAACCAAUGCACGUUCCCGUUAACAGGGCAGAAGUGUGUUUCGACGAUUAUCACGGAUCUGGCUGUGUUCGACGUCGAUCGUAUUGAGGGCCUUACACUGAAGGAGUAUGCGAAGGGCGUCACAGUUGAUGAGAUCAAGGCAAAGACAGAAGCACCGUUCAAGGUCGCGGAGGACUUGAAAGAGAUGAACGUUUAAGCUUAGAGAAGAGCAGCAGAAAGUUGAAAAGGUGUUCUGGCUUUGCAUUAGGGUGUAAGUAAGCGCAAGGCGUUCAGGCUUUGUCGAUUGUUCAUCAUAUCACCAGCAAAUAUACCGUUUCCGUCU
Molecule: messenger RNA, 2890 nt
Organism: Cucurbitaria berberidis CBS 394.84
Lineage: Eukaryota; Fungi; Ascomycota; Dothideomycetes; Pleosporales; Cucurbitariaceae
Exons: 12
Coding region: 47-2764 (905 amino acids)
Molecular function (GO): oxidoreductase activity; succinyl-CoA:3-oxo-acid CoA-transferase activity; metal ion binding
Source: RefSeq, a predicted model, not a curated record